Molecule: messenger RNA, 2626 nt
Organism: Xenopus laevis (African clawed frog)
Lineage: Eukaryota; Metazoa; Chordata; Amphibia; Anura; Pipidae
Gene: rasgef1b.L
Product: RasGEF domain family member 1B L homeolog
Exons: 16
Coding region: 108-1877 (589 amino acids)
Biological process (GO): Ras protein signal transduction; small GTPase-mediated signal transduction
Cellular component (GO): plasma membrane
Molecular function (GO): GTPase regulator activity; guanyl-nucleotide exchange factor activity
Source: RefSeq, a predicted model, not a curated record
UGACAUUCAGCUGGAAAGGCUAGGAGCAGACAUCAAACGCCUAGACACUGGUAGAAAUUUAUCCUUUAUCAGUUUCUGAAUAUAUAACACCCACAGAAUGCCGGAACAUGGGUAUUGCACCGAGGAGCACUAUUACAACAGUACUGCAGACUGGCGGGAAUACAAUUCACUUGGGGGUUUCCCUUGAUGGCAUUUCCUUGGAGAUUUCUGGAAACACUUAUUUACAAUUGUACGGCAAUAUCUGCUUUUCAGACACCUUUAACCACUGCUUGUAUAUGGCAAAGUUUUUCGCAGAGCUCCUUGGUUGCACAUUGCAAGACAAGGGUGCGUCUCCUACGCUUGAGUCCCGGAGUCAGUGCCGCAACAACCAAAGUCAAAGUACCAAGAGAAAGACAAAUUUCUUCAGAUCUUUGCCUAGUGAAAAGUCAUUCAGAUCUUUGCCGAGUGAAAAGUCAUUAUAUGAUCCAGUGUUGGAGAGAAUGCCCCAGACGCCCACUCUCGUAACGAUGUUUGACAGCAGCAGUUUCCAUCGGAACUUGUAUCAAUCCAAAGAAGAAAGUUGUUCUGACCUGUAUUACCAAGAUAACAACCUGCUUUCUGGGUCUCUGGAAGCACUCAUCCAACACUUAGUGCCAAACGUCGAUUACUAUCCGGAUAGAACAUAUAUCUUCACAUUCCUGCUGAGCUCUAGACUUCUUAUUCACCCUUCUGAGUUGAUGGCCAGAGUCUGCCAUGUAUGCGUGGAGCAGCAGCGAUUGAACGAGCCUGGGUUAGAUAAGAGCCAAGUGCGUAAAAUUGCCCCCAAAAUUCUCCAGCUGCUAACGGAAUGGACCGAAACAUUCCCUUAUGAUUUCAGGGAUGAGCGAAUGAUGAGAAAUCUGAAGGACACUGCUCAUCAAAUAACAAAUGGGGAUGAGAUGUACAGAAAAAACGUGCAGCAGAUAAUGCAGAAUCUUAUUCGGAAGUUGGCGGCACUGACUCAGUACGAGGAACUCAUUACAAAAAUCAAUGCACAGUCUACUGAUCGCAUGACAGUCCUGAAAACCAAACCACAGUCCAUACAAAGGGACAUCAUCACAGUGUGUAGUGACCCCUACACAGUAGCACAGCAACUCACCCACAUAGAGCUGGAGAGGCUAAGUUACAUUGGACCAGAAGAAUUUGUUCAAGCAUUUGUGCAGAAGGAUCCAUUAGACAACAAUGAGAACUGCUACAGUGACAGAAAGAAAACACGCAACCUGGAAGCCUAUGUGGAAUGGUUUAACCGGCUUAGCUACUUGGUUGCCACUGAAAUCUGCAUGCCUGUGAAAAAGAAACACCGUGCUCGAAUGAUAGAGUUCUUCAUUGAUGUUGCUCGAGAAUGCUUCAAUAUUGGAAACUUUAACUCUCUGAUGGCAAUAAUAUCUGGCAUGAAUAUGAGUCCAGUGUCCCGACUGAAGAAAACAUGGGCAAAAGUCAAGACUGCCAAGUUUGAUAUCCUUGAGCAUCAAAUGGAUCCUUCUAGCAAUUUUUACAAUUACAGAACAGCUUUGCGAGGGGCAGCUCAAAGGUCUUUAACAGCUCACAGCAACCGUGAAAAGAUUGUAAUACCAUUCUGCAGUUUGCUUAUUAAGGAUAUAUACUUCCUGAAUGAAGGAUAUACAAGUCAGCUUCCAAAUGGACAUGUCAAUUUUGAAAAAUUCUGGGAACUUGCUAAGCAGGUCAGCGAAUUUAUGACAUGGAAACAGGUUGAGUGUCCAUUUGAAAAGGAUUGGAAAAUAUUACAUUAUGUGCUGACUGCCCCCAUCUUCAGUGAGGAUGCACUUUACUUGGCUUCUUAUGAGAGUGAAAGUCCUGAGAAUCACAUUGAAAAGGACAGAUGGAAGAGUCUGAGGUGAGGCUAAAUAGCUGAUGUAUCAAUGCAAGGUCGGCGCUUUUGGGCAGAGCAUAAUGUGUCAAUGCCCUGACAGAAAAUUGUUAUUAUUUAUGGACAAUUUUUGCACUUGAUGGCAGCACAGCAGGCAAACAAGAUUGCAACCCAGCUUUGGUGAAUCAAGAGAGCUAAGAGCGCACACAAGCAGAUGAAUUUCCACUGACUGGCCUAGCAUGCUUGUUUAAGCCAAUAAAUACCUAAUCAUUCACAGCCACCCUUAUGCUGAUUAUUUGCUGGAUGUUGUUUCCUGCUACCCAGUCCCAUUGUCCUCGAACAUCUAAAACAUCUGUAAAAAAAAACGUAAACACCUUUGCCUGUGGAAAAAACAGACAUUUUAAAAAUAAAAAAAACUUGAGUAACCACUUGCUGGCGGUGGUUCAUAUCAAUUUCAUAUGGACAAGGUUAAUUCUAUUGUUAAAGCUUAAAGUUUACUGCUGGAUGGUAAACCAGACAAGAAAUGUGACUUACCAGUAUUCAAUAAUAAUUGCCAAUGCAUCAACUUGAAAAGUUGAAAAGAAGAGAAAAAUCACUUCUCUGGACUGUUAGCAGUGACUGAGCACUGCAAGGGUGUCACUGGACUCAUCUUUAAUGGUUGUGUCUUUUUCUUUUUGCUGUUUACAUAACUACUUGUUUGUUUCUUUUGUCAUUUAAAUUUCUUUUGUGAAGCUUUAAUUGUUUCUUGUAUUUAUUAAACAUGGUCUGUGCAAAGUUGAA